AUGACCAGCGCUCUUAGCCUUCUACGAUGCCUUCUCCUCGGUUCGGGACUGCUCACUACCGCGAGAUCGCAAACGAGCAUAUUUAACGUGUCCCAAGAGCUUCUCACUGUAUCACUGGACCUCAUUGAUGCUAAUCACAUAUUGCAUUUCUUGAGCGUAGUGGACGCCUUCGGCCAUGUUUCUGUCCGUAAUCCAGACAAUUCGAGCCAGUUUAUUUUGUCGUUCUCUCUCGCGCCGGCUCUCGUAACAUCGCAGGCCCUCGUAACAUACGAGAUCGACAACGCCACCGCUCUUGCGCUCACUUUCAACUCUUCGGUCACCGGAGACGCUGUACCAUCAGGUUUUGCCGAGAGAUUCAUACACUCCGAGAUAUACAAAUCCUUCCCCGAUGUCAUGGGGGUAGUCCACAGCCACACUACAGAAGUUCUACCCUUCGCCAUCGCCCGUGUACCACUCAUUGCGCAGAUGCACACGGCAGGCUCGGUUGGCGCGGUAGGAACACCGAUUUUCGACACAUCCAUGCUUCCAACGUCCGUUCUGCCUGAGAAUGCACCCCACGACCAACUGAUCCGUACUGCGAUUCUUGGAGAGGCGUUGGCUCAGACGUUCGUGAACGGAAGCCAGGUAGUGCUCAUGAGGGGCCACGGAAUGUCUGUGAGAGGCUCCUCAGUCCGGGAUGCGGUAUUUCGCUCGGUCUAUACUCGCGAUGAUGCCAUCGUACAACUCAACGCCGCGAUGCUUGGUGGAAGUACUGGUCUCUCUGCGCGGGAAGCCGCUGACGGGGCAAACACGACCGAAAGCGAGUCUUUACUUGGAAGGGCGUGGGGCCUAUGGACAGCUCAGGUGGCAACAAUGGGGGAGGGCCUCUACGUCAACGAUUUGACGAAUGCGACCGCGAGCUGA
Messenger RNA from Stereum hirsutum FP-91666 SS1, 903 nucleotides. RefSeq names its product arad-like aldolase/epimerase. The record is from RefSeq and is a predicted model, not a curated record. Gene Ontology annotation, molecular function: aldehyde-lyase activity. Gene Ontology annotation, biological process: pentose catabolic process. Gene Ontology annotation, cellular component: cytosol. The transcript is spliced from 8 exons. Bases 1 to 903 code for a protein of 300 amino acids. Lineage: Eukaryota; Fungi; Basidiomycota; Agaricomycetes; Russulales; Stereaceae.